AUGGCAAAUUCCUGGUUCCUUAACUCUCUCGUCUCUCUUCUCAACUUUCCGGCUGGUAGUUUCAACCGCCCUCCGUCUUUUCCUUCAGACCUCCAUAACCUCUCAUCUCAUUCUGACUUCCCUUCUCUUGCUUCAGAAGUUACUUCUCCUUCUACACUUCCUCUCCAACUUCUUCCUGAGGUUGUCUCUACGACCCAGCUCUUGACUUUUUACUUGGUCUCCUCUUCAAAAUUAUCUUUGAAUCCCAGAUCUGGCUCUCUUCUUUCUGGAUCUGAAAAUGCUACAGUAGCUACAAAAAACUUGAAUUCUUCUUCUACUACUGUUCUUUCUCCUUCUUCUCAAUCUUUUUAUGGCAUUCUUGGGACUACUCCCUCUCAGUUACCUGAUUCGUCCAACCCUCCUAUUCAAAAUGCUAAACCAAGUUAUGUUGUCAUCUCUAAAGCAUCUCCCCCUCUCCCCUCCCAUUAUCCUCCCACUUCUCUAAAUGUCCCAUUACCUCCUAAAACUGCUACUGAUCCAAUUUCAUAUGCCUCAAAAGAAUAUGUUGAUUGCAACGUUGCAUGCACACCAGAUCAAGAGGACAUCAGAACUUCCUUCCUGCUAUCGACGAUAUCAACCGAUGACUGGACCAUUAAUCUUACCAGUAUAAGUACUGCUCAUGUAAAGGUGGAGGUUGAUUCCACUAAGCCGCUGCUCCCAUUUCUUAAAGUUCUAAGGGCAGAUGGAUCACUCUUCACUGUGAAGGUUGAAUACCCGUGGGUGCCUCCGAUUUGCUCCCACUGUAAGGAAGUGGGUCAUAUUCUAAGGAAUUGUUUGCUAGCUCCACCUCCUGCAACGUCUUCUCCACCUGCUGCACCUACAAACUCUUCUGGUCCGCAGGUUGUCCCCCAUACAUGUUAUCUCUGUAAAGAAGUUGGUCAUUUCAUGAGAAAUUGUCCAACAUCGGUUAACCGUUGCACCCCUGUUACUUCUAAGGCAAAGAGAAACCAUGUUCCUAAUAGUAAUCAUGUCAAGCACACGGCUCAAACCGCUCAAACUGAUCAUGUUGUUCAAACUGUUCCUAAAACUCAUGUGGCUACUGAUUUACCUUUUGAGUCAACUCCUUUAUCACAUAUAAAGUCAACUAAUGUUGGUAUCAAGAUUGACUAUGUUGCUCCAGUAUCUACUAAGCCAGCUCCUGUGUCACCUACUGAGACAUCCCAAUUAGAGGAACCUACUACUGAGCCAACUCUUGUGUCACCUACUGAGACAUCUCAAUUAGAGGAGCAUAUGGUUAUUGAUGUUAUUCCAUAUAAAGAAACUAAUCAGUCGGUUAUAACCUUUGAGUCUCCAAUUACUGCUGACUCUCCAAUGGAUGUUCAGGUGGAUUGUGUUCUCGCUUUGAAAGCAGAGUUUGUGUCUCGUCCUAUUGUGGUCUCAGACAAUUCGCUUGCCCUACCUUUAACCAAUAAAUAUGAUGGCCAGAAAAUAACCCCCACUUCGUUUAACCCUUUUAUCCCCUCUGAGCCACCAUACACCAACACUAACCCACCAAAGUCCUUCUCACCUACCAAAAACUCCUACUCAGUAAUAACCUCUCAACCCUUGUUUAUACCUUCACCCUUUAAUUCUAAAGUUUCUUCUUCUACUCUUGGUCAGAUUCCUCUUUUUACCCAGAAAGAGGCUCAAUCCAAACCCCAAUGA
Camelina sativa (false flax) is the source of this 1683-nucleotide messenger RNA. The record is from RefSeq and is a predicted model, not a curated record. NCBI's taxonomy places the organism in Eukaryota, Viridiplantae, Streptophyta, Magnoliopsida, Brassicales, Brassicaceae.